Cladocopium goreaui is the source of this 1383-nucleotide messenger RNA. NCBI's taxonomy places the organism in Eukaryota, Dinophyceae, Suessiales, Symbiodiniaceae. The record is from the annotation of a GenBank genome assembly.
AUGUCAAAGCCUGGAGAUGAAAUCACCUUUUUGAAGCGCACCCAUGAGCUGGUGGAAGAUGGCAAGAUGGUUAUACGUGUACACCGCAAACACCUUGAUCAGCCGUGCAAACUCUUGCGUCUUUCCAAGAGGCUUCACUGCAAGAAGACCCCCGGACAUAGUGAAAUGGAAAUUCCUGAUCGCUCUACUGAGCUUGGUCAUCAGGAUGCAUCGAUUUAUCGAACAUGUGUGGGGAUCCUUCUUUACUUGUCAGCUGACCUGCUGCAAUGUCAGUAUGUGAUUCGAUACUUGCCCACUUCCUCUUCCAAGCCAACUGAAAAAUCACUGAUGGUCUUGAAACGCCUGGUUGGCUAUAUCGCAGCACACUCAGACCAGUGCAUGUCUUUGAGGUGGAGCGGUUUGCAUACUGGUGUCUGCAAGCAGUAUGAGAACGAAGAGCCGAUUGCGGAAAUUUUCAGCGGUGCUGAUUGGGCAGCCGAUGGAGAGACACAUCGGUCUGUUUCAGGAUCUGCAAUGUACUUUGGUGGCUGUCUGGCUUACUCAAGCUCAAGGACGCAGAAGAUCGUGCCACUCUCGAGCGCAGAGUCAGAAACAUAUGCAGCUGCGUCGGCCACACGGGAUGCGGUCUUGAUCACAACUUUUUCCAUGGCUCGAAUCUCUAUGCUACUUCUUGGGCAUCUGGAGAGGAAACUGUCUGGAAGACAGCUUCAGAUUGCAGUCGUGGAGAUGAUUCCUAUGACAAUGGCUCUGAAACCCCGCUCUGAGUACCCUCCAUGGUCCCAAGAGGGAAUGAUUCACUGGCUCUACGAUAGAUGUGAGCGAAGGUUGGAAAAGGCAGUGGUCAAACAAGACCCGUUCAAAACAAAUCAAUAUUUGGCCCGACAGGGCAUCCUGUCUGGCUUGUUGGCCUACCUUGAAUCAGCUAUGGAGGGUCAACCAGAGAUGGUACAACAGAUGCUGGAGGACAUCACAGACCUAUCCAGCGAUGAAGAUUCUCCUACCGUGAACACCGGAAACUCUUCUGGAGUUGCCACAGCUUUUGUGUAUGGUGCGGCAGCAACUCAGCUGUGCGGGUGUGACGCAGAAGGCCCAAAAGGCAGUGGAGAUGAAGUCGUCUCCUUUACGACUAUGGUGUUGGCCCUGUGGACACUGGCGUUGGGAGCCUACACAUGGUUCUGGCUACGCAAGCCGAUUCGCCCUGUGCACUUCCCAUCGAAUGACCUGGAAGUGAGAUCUGUAGCUGCCGACGCAGAAGUGCAUGAGGAGCCUCCAAUUGAAGGCAUGUUGUUGAUGACACUUCGUCGCAUCAACGGAAUGCUUGAACGUGUUCAACGCAGUGUGGGAACAAUGGGAAGAUCCUUCGAUGCCUCCAAAGCCGGCUGA